Mercenaria mercenaria is the source of this 2977-nucleotide messenger RNA. Its product is annotated as dual specificity testis-specific protein kinase 2-like. The record is from RefSeq and is a predicted model, not a curated record. Bases 256 to 2352 code for a protein of 698 amino acids. Gene Ontology annotation, biological process: actin cytoskeleton organization; protein phosphorylation. The transcript is spliced from 10 exons. Gene Ontology annotation, molecular function: protein serine/threonine kinase activity; ATP binding. NCBI's taxonomy places the organism in Eukaryota, Metazoa, Mollusca, Bivalvia, Venerida, Veneridae. Gene Ontology annotation, cellular component: nucleus; cytoplasm.
GAGAAAUGUCAAAAUCAAACGCUCGAAAAUGUGAAUUGAAAGUAACUUAUGAUUUACCAUGGAGUGGACAUGAACUUUUGUGACAGCUAAUAAAUGGUUAUUUUAUUGUGUCACUAAGUGUGUACUAAGCUAUUGCUAGAGUUUUAAAGAUGUUAAAGUCAAAAACAGUUCAGUUGCAGAGCUGGUGCCUUGGAAUAUAUUAUUUUUAGAGUAAUUUCCUGUUUUUAGCUUGGAAAAAAAAUUUGGUGGAUUAAGAUGAAAGUAAAUGGUGAAAUGAUGCUUAAUUCAAAAACAGGAAAGUUAAAACGUUCUCGGACGUUGAAUACAGAAUGGUAUUCAGAACCAGUAGCACCUUUACCGUCGCAAAAUGUUGCAAGUAAUAAUGGAGAUAUUCAGAAUGAAAUUGAGGAACAGUCAACGCAACGUCGAGUUCCUGGACCAUCUUGCAAGGCUCUCAAACACGCAGUUACAGCUCUAAGUAGACUUGAUGACUUUAUUUGUGAAAAACUGGGAGAAGGAUUUUUUGCAGAGGUUUUUAAAGUUACUCACAGAGCCACUGGUGCAGUUCAGGUUUUGAAGAUGAACAAGAUACAAGACAACAAACCCAACGUUCUGAGAGAGUUACAGCUAAUGAAUAGACUGUCACAUAAGAAUAUUCUGAGAUUUAUGGGUGUGUGUGUUCAUGAGGGACAGCUGCAUGCCCUUACAGAGUACAUCAACAAUGGUGACCUGGAACAGUUGCUGGCCAACCAUUCUGUAGAGUUACCAUGGACGACACGGGUAUAUAUUGCUCAAAAUAUUGCUGCUGGUAUGGCAUAUCUUCAUGAACAAAGGGGAAUAAUGCACAGAGAUUUAACUUCAAAGAAUGUGUUGAUACGAGAAGAAAAAGACGGAUCAUAUACCGCUAUUGUUGCAGAUUUUGGACUGUCGGCAAAGAUCCCCGAUCCUUUGAGCAAGAAGCAGUUAUCUCCAGCCGGUUCCCCUUUCUGGAUGGCUCCCGAGGUAAUCACUGGACAAAUCUACAACGAAAUGGCUGAUGUGUUUUCCUAUGGAAUCAUUUGUUGCGAGAUUACAGCAAGAGUCACCUCAGAUCCAGAUGUAUUGCCAAGAACUAAUAACUUUGGUAUCGACUAUAAGGCAUUCAGUGAACUGGUUAACUACUGCCCUCUAGAUUUUCUUCGUUUGGCCUUCAGAUGUGGUCAGGUUGAUCCUAGCAAGAGACCACGGUUUACAGAGGCCGAAAUUUCCACACAACAAAUCUACGAGAAUCUCAAAAAUGAUAACGUCAGUCACCUGAGUAUGGAACGAAGGAAUUCUCUUGACAUUUCCACCUACAAAAGGUCAAGGUCAGAGGAUAACAUACUUCAGGUUAAUGAUGAUGAUUUUGACGAGAGUGAAUAUGAUAGAAGUGAUGAGUGCAAGGACACUAAAGUGACACCUGUUCUUAUUGGUGAAGCUAUGAGCCGAGAUGAUCCUUUUUAUGAACCUUCAAUAUCUAAUCCGUUUGCCGAUAUGGCAGGAUUUAGGGAAGGGCGUAAAAUUCUUGGUAAAUCAUUUGGUGAUGUUGACUCCAUGAUGUUUGAGUUACCAUCACCGUCAUCACCCACAACCCCGCCAUGCACGCCAAAUGUGACGUCGGCGUCUUCUACAUCGAAAAAAUCUUCGAUUCAGUGGCGGCAAAAGAGUCAGUCGCUGCCAUCGUCGCCAGUUUUGUUACGUAAGGCAGCAGAAAGACUUCACCAGGAAUCAAUUCACGGCUCAAAUUGUAAAAAAUCACUUAAUCAAAACAGAUACUCUUUCUCAGCAUAUAGUACGAGGUCAAAAAGUGUGUUCUUUCCGGAAGCUGUUGCACAAAGACUUCAGUUUGAAAUGUUCGAUACAGGAAGUCCGUAUAAUAGUCGCUCACGAGAAGGAUCAGUAGAAAGUGAUAGUACUUAUAAUUACAUGAACACAUACCCAAUCAACAGGAUCAGACGACAUUCUAAUCUAGACAAUUCUGGCGGCCGCCGAAAUGACACUAACUCAUCGUUAUCAAGUAGUUAUCUUAGUUCUCGGCAAGAAUCAAUAGACGAGACUGGUGAUAACGAAAUAACUUACUCUAAAUCUAACUCAGUGUAUCCAAGUUUAUCAUAUGCACCCGAAUGUGCCAAAACAGAGCAAACUUUUAUGAACAACAACCAUUUACAUAGCACGCCAGAUGCCAAAGUGUCGUUUGAAGUGACUUUUGAUGAUCCAAGUAGCCCAGACAACGAAAUUGUCGAUCCCUGGAGUAUGAGACGAGAAACUCUUCAAAAGACUGCCAUUAUAGAAGAAACAGCUUGUGGUAGUGAAAUAAUGGAAACGUCUGUGUAACGAACCAGUCUGUAAAAUAUGAACGCAGAAAUUCAGUCUGCAAUAAAUGAAACAAAACUGUAGCAGAAAAGAAGUCUGCAGUUAAAGUGACAUGAAACUGGUCUGUUUUAGCAAAUCAGGUCAUUUGUUAGGGGUAAAAUAGAAAACUGGUCUCAAAUGAAGAGAAACUUAGUCUUGAAAACAGUCUAUUUUUUUUGUUGUUAAAUAAGCCCAGUCUGUAAAAAUUAAAAUUUUACUAAAAGGGAACUCAGUUUACAGUAAUCAAAAUUUCAAUCAGAAAACCAUUUAAGUUUUUUAAAUGUUACCAAUCUACAAAAGUAGUAGCAGCAAAAAAAAAAGAAUUCCGUUGGCUGUUAAAGAAACAUAUGAGUUUACAAGAUAUUUUCACAUCAGUGAAAUUAUUAGUUAUGGUUCACCUGUGUUGUAUUUUGUGCAACUUUUGGUACUGAAUUGAAAAUGUCUAUUUUGUAAAAAAAUUUGAGUCAAGAGUUCUUAAUGAUGUGAUAACGUAUUGUUCCUGGUUUACACGAUGAUUGUGUUUGCACAUUGACUGUAUAGAGGAAUUGUUUACAUAUAUUGUGCCAAGAACUGAUGACCAGUAUGUUCAGUUGUUCAGCACAGGGAA